AAAAAAAAGAUCGUCGACGAGAGGAUCGACAGAAGGGAGAAAGAGAGAGGUAUAUCGAAGCCCGAGAUGAGAAUGUGGCGGGCCACUUUAAUUCAUCAUGACGCACGUAUACAAAUAAAUAACGAACAUCAAGUUGUUCUGUCAGAUACGGAGAACGGUCGUCGUCCUUCCUCGAGAGGACGACUGUCUUCGUCCGAGAGUUCGUGUUUUGUUUUUCUUAAAGAAGAGAAGGAAUUGAAAGAAACGUGACGGUAGCGAGGCAAACGGAUAGCACGGAGCGGAUAAACGCUAACUCGUAUCGUUCGGCAUAUUGUAAUUAAACGAAGAGGCAGUCUAGAGAAACGAGAAACCAGAGAGAAAGAGAGAGAGAGAAAGAAAGAAGUAAAAAAAUUAAAAAAAAAAUAAAGAAAGUGUGCUAAUCGAGCGACGAACGAGAUCUUCGAAUUUACAAACUGGCCAUAGCUCUGACUUAUUGAGAAUAACGCGUGUUAUAUAUAUAUACAUAUAUAUAUAUAUAUAUAUAUAGAUAUAUUAUAUAAAAAACAGUAAUCGUAAAAAGAGAAGAGAAAAAAAAUGAAGGAAAUAAAGAGAAAAUAGAGUCACAUUUAUAACGCGGGAAGAUUUUAAAUGAGCCGUGUGUGUGUUAUAUACAUAUGAGAGAAUUUCGCGCGAAAAAAAAGAAAAAAACCAACGACUAUGUCAAGACACCAGGAAAUAACGACGUAUCGAUGAUUAUUAUUAUUAUUAUUAUUAUUGUUCGUAUUUAUCGAGUAAACCGAGAGUUAAAAACACAAGUGUACCAAAUUAUUAUAGAUUCUAUUGGUUAAAAUAAUAAUGGGUACCUAAACUUACUCAAACAUGUACAUAUAGACAUACAACCGCUUUUUAUAUGUGAUAAAGAAAAUUUAUUAUAUUCCUAUUAUACAUUUUGAGAUCUAGAGAAACGCUACAUUGUAAAUUCUGGUUUUUGUACACAGACUGUAUGCUAAGUUCACUCUUUUUUUUUUGUUUUUUUUUGUUAACACGCGAGAGAAAGAGAGAAUGAGAGAAAAAUCGAGCGAAAGAGAGAGAGAGAGAGAGAAAUGUAGUUUAUAAUUAUUUUUAAUAUUUAAUUCUAUCUCUGAAAACAAGCGUAUAUAUUUCAUGUAUAAUACAAAAAAAAAAUGAUUUGAUUUUCUUUUUCUUUUUAAAUUGCUUAUUCGAGAGAAAGAGAGAGAGAGAAAGAGAGAGAAAGAAAGAGAGAAAGAGAGAAAAACUGGUUUACAAACUGGAAGUGUCAUGAUACUAGUGUCAUUUAUCCUUAUGCGUGGUAGAAAUAAGGAUGAGACAGAGAGAAGUUGCGAAAACCGAACGCGCGCGCUCUUGAUGAUCGUUUUUUUUUUUUUUUUUUACCACCGACUGAGAUGCGUUCGGAUUUUUCGUCGUAUGCGAAAGGAAAAAGAUGCGAAAAGGGGCGGUAGAGAUUAUUUUUAUUUUUUUUUGUUUUUUUUUGUUUUUUUUUUAUUACUGCAAGUGGGAAAGAAUGGGAAAUCCGUACACCUUGUGCUAUGCGCGAUCCGACCCGCGAUCACAGAAGCGAGAAAUUGUGAACAAGAAAAUAAAAUACGUACGAAUUUACCGUUGUACGUUUGCGCACAUCGAAGCGGAGAGAUGGUCGAUUAUUAUUAACGACUUUACGUUCGUUUUCCCGUCGUAUACAGAAAUCAAAAAGAGAUCAAAGGCAAAUGCGUGGACUCGAUGUUGUGUUUGUUGCACCGAUGCGCGAUAUAUUUACACGCGGCGUAUACGUGCUACGAAGCCCAGGAGUGUUGUUCUCGAGGAUCACAUUGCGCAGAGAGUUAAAACUCUUACAAAUGUAGUUAAAAGGAAACAAUUAAGAGCGAGAUAGAUAGAGAGAGAGAGAGAGAUGUCUCAUAUUUUAGUUCUAUAUAGCCCUAAAGAUAAUAAUUUUAAUUGUAUUUAGUGCGAAUGACGCUCUAGUCAGUAAAUCUACAAAUAAAAAUGAAAGGAGAUAACAGCUAAACGUUCUUGCAUGAUCUGUGGAAUGUUCUCGGAGCGUUGCAUCAAUGAUUAUUACAUGUGUAAUUAAUACGUCAAGAGACCGACAACGAGAAUGUGCCGUCGAUAUGUCGGCGUCGCGGAUUUCUUUUUUUUUUUUUGUUUUUUUUUUGUUUUUUUUUGUUUUCUUUUAGUAACGCACACGCCGCGAACGUUUCCGCAGACUCCGAAUGCGUUCUCCGCAUUUUCUCAUUUGCCUUUGAGCCACGCGUAACGAACGUGUGAGGGACACUCGUCACUUAUAAACUACCUCGAUCAAAAAAAAAAAAAAAAAAAAAAGUCAAUGUGUGUCUACGCCGCGUUUUGUUCUUAAUUUCCGAGCAAUCUUGUCCCGCGGGAAAGGGCAUGACCGCUGGUGCAUCUAGCGCAUUCUCUCUGUACGUAAAAUCGUUUACCAAAGCCAAGUGUACCGAGAAGCAUGUGUUUUUUCUUAUUUACUACCCGUUUGUUUGUUUGUUUUAUUUGCCGGCAACACGUGCUUGUACGUUUACAUUUUUUACGUAGAUAUAUCCUUUUCGCGUGUGUGAGUCCUUUUUUUAGAGGAAGAGACUCCGAGAAGCGAAGCGACACCUCCUCCGUGGAGAGUCGUUUUGCUUGUCUUUUUCGCUGCGACGCAUUUGUACUCUAUUUUUUUUUUUUCCUCAAACAACUUUCUAACAAAAAUGUGCUGCAGAAAAGAAAGAAACCAGCUCCGUUCGAGAAAUCGCAUAAAUAUUAUCUUGAAAUGUGACUCAAACAGAUAAGACUGAUUUGGAUCACGUAAGCGUGAAGUCGCGAUACUACUUUUUGGCGACAAAAUUUUGUUCCCCAGCUGGUUUUGUACCUUUCAAAACUACGCAACCUCCGAUCUUUUAAUUAGUUAUUUCCUAGUUAAUGCGCGAGAUAAUGUGCGACUCAUAGUUUUGUGUAUAUUUGUGUAUAUGAUUGUGUGUAAAACAGGCUUGUCCUGUUGUUGCGUAUCUAAUUUCUACGCUUUCUUCACACGAAACCAAAUACGCGUAGUGCUUCGAACAAGGAGAGAGAGAGAGAGAGAGAAAACUAGAGUAAAAGUAUACGAAUAUAUUGUACGGAAUAAAUCUGUUACUCAACAACUCGAUACUUUAGACUCUUUUGGAUUAGAAUCGCGUCGUAGCGAAAGGGUGAAAACUUAAUAAGAAUGGAGUGUAUGUGCGGUCGAUGUAAACGCCAACGCGCUGUAGUGUCUUGCUUUAUUACACACCACCGUUAUUAAACUGCAACCGAGAUAGAUUAAUUUAUUGUACACGAAAAGCGUCUUGAUUUUUGUACACGUCGUUUUAGCGUUUGCAUCCCGAAAGCGACUCCCGAAAAAACCUCGCCAUUUCGUAAAUAAAUUUUUGUCACGCUGCGCGAAAAAAACCCGAUUAGAGCUGCAAAAACAAACUCGUUAAUGUACAGAAUUUAAUGUACAGAACAAAUGUGUUACAAGUAAGAUGUAGAAGCGUAAUCGCGAGGAAACGCAACAACAACAACAAUAAUUGUAACAAUUGAACGAACAAUCUCGACGGCACUUUAAUGGAGUAAAACGCUGGAUUUUCGACGGAAAAUGGAUUCACCCGAUUUUAAAUGUCUUUUUUUUUUUUUUUUUUUUCGAGCGAACGAAGAAUGUCAUCGGACUCUGAUGGCAGCGAUUAAAAAAGAAGAAGGCGUUUUUAAUACUCGCUCACUCAAAGUACAAGAUGAACACGUGUGUAAAUAAAAAGAAAGAUCCGCGGGGCAAUUGUUAAAAAACACGUUUUACUGUCGAGAAGACGACUCGAGCGAGAUUCGAUUAAUAUCUCGGAGCACAUGCGAUUCACGUAGAGAGAUAUUCGACAUAAAAAAGUGACAUAACAAGAAGAAGUCACAGAGUAAUACUCAUUGAUAUCGAUGGAAAAUUCUUUUUUAGCGGAAUACAAAAGAUAGGACGAUGAAAAAAAAUUGAUGAGACGUACACGACGAGACAAUGUUGAAGAGAAGCGGAAUGGCGCAUGUAUAUGUAUGAGAGAAUGUAUCGGUGUGCUGCGAUAAUACAGCGAAGAAGGAUCUUGUGUUGAGAGAGAGAGAGAACGAGAAAGAGAAUUCUAAUGAAAUUAAAUAACGCGGAGACGGAGACACGAGAGUGUCAUUCUCGUGUCCUGAAAGACGCCGAACGAUCCAUUUCUUCCGGACGUUCCUCAAAAGAGAUAUUUCGGACGAUUUUUUUCAAAACCUGUGUGUUGUUCAAAAACAACCGGAACUACUACAAGUGAAGCACCGAACGCUUACAUUCUUUUUCUCGAUGUAAGACACAACGACGAUGCUCGCUCGACGAUUUCGUCCUUGUGUUUAUUUCCCGGAUCGUCGACUCGGCUUUUCCGGUCGGCUUCGAAGAGAGAGAAAAAAUAGGCGCGAUAUAGGAACAACACAAAAAUGGUAAAGAGCAUCCGAAAAACGUGCGAAGGAAGUGCAAAGAAAAAAAUUAAUUGAUUCUGAAAACACGGAUAUGUAAAAGAACAAUUUGAUAAAAUCCGAGAAUAUUAGAACGAAAGAACUGUCGCUUCCUGAGAAACGUCUUGCGUUUGAUGCCUUCCAGUUUGUGUGUUGUUCAGCGGGAAGAAGAUAGGCGAACGAAAUAAACUUGUCGUCGAUGUGUGUGACGGAAUCCGAAUAAAACGAAAGAGAGAGAGAUAGAGAGAGAGAGAGAACAGGGAGAAGCGCUCAGGUCGCCCUACACGCUACAUAUCCGUUUAAAUGGCGCAUUUAUGCAGGCAUUUUUCAUUUAGAACCCGUCGUCGGAUUCGUAUCGAUCGAUCAAACUCCUUACAGCCAACCGAUCCUGCGACCCUUCUUCUUCACGUCCGACCCGCGUUUUUUUUUUUUUUUUUUCUUUAAUUUUUACGGUCCCUCGCAGACUCUUUUCACUAUACAUAUUGAAGUAAUUAUUAAGAUUGUAUAAUUCUUAAUUAACUGGCGCGCGCGCGCGCGCGGUCGUUGGAUGACUCGAGACAAAAAAAAAAAAAGAAAAUAAACCAGAACACACACGUGGCAAAUGCAUAUGUAUACACACAAACAUUACACACGCAUGUACACGCAAUACACACACGCAAGGGGAGAGGGUUGCGGGCGACGGUUUGCCAAUUCUCGCGGGGAGCUUUCACUUACGAACGGGCGACACACCCGCACGUGUCCUGCGUGUUUCCGCAGUAAGGAGACCUCUGCCGCCUCCGGAGAAUCUUUUGUGUAUUAUUUCUAACAGAAUGUAAUAAAGUUUAAACAGAAACGAUUUGGUCUUUUCUUCUUUGCGUUUUCGUUUUUUUAAAUAUUUUAUAGUGAGACACAUUGAAGAACAAAAAUUCUGGCGACUUUUUUAGGUCAUUUCGUUCAUUUGUUAAAUCAGUCAUUAGAGAUAACAGAAUAAAUUUAUUAGCCCUUCCGUCAAGCGGAAUUAAAUGCAACGAGUCUCGCGCAUUAAUUGAACUGUCUGUUAUUUUAGAGAUUGAAUGUUAACAAAAUAAUCAGAUUUUUUUCUUAGUGCCAAUCAAUUCACGUCGCACUGACAGAAGGAUUAAACGUGAUAGAACGUUCGAGACUUCUUGAAACUUGUCGCGCAAUGAAAGGCUCAUUGAGCGUUAUCGCUCACAAAAUGAGAGAGAGAGAGAGAGAGAGUAGAUGUAUUCGAUCAUAAACACAAAUACGACGGUAAUAGAUGCAAACAAUAUUAUCUCUGUGUUGGAUGAACUUUUAACUUAUACACCCCGUCUUAUCUGUGCGAGAUUUCUACCUCAGAACAGGCAGUCGUUUGUCGAAGAUCGAAGCGAGCGUACGGGGACACGCAGAUUUCGUUUGAUAAAAUGACUACGUACGUGUGCGUCGAGGAUUACGAGAAACACGCUCUGGAACGUUUGUCCCCUCAUGCGAGAGACUAUUACAAAAGCGGUGCGGGGGAAGAGUACAGUGUAAAAUUGAACAAAGAGGCUUUCAAAAAUUACAGGAUACGUCCCAGAUUUUUGCGGGACGUGUCUAAGCGAGACAUAAGCACAACGGUGCUGGGCCACAAGGUCUCAAUGCCUCUGGGAGUCGCGCCCACCGCUAUGCAACGCAUGGCGCAUCCCGACGGUGAAUGCGCCAACGCAAGAGCCGCUCAGGCGGCAGAAACAAUCUUCAUUCUCUCGACGAUAUCGACAAGUAGCGUGGAAGAAGUGGCGGAAGCCGCGCCGCGAUGCAUAAAGUGGUUUCAGCUCUACGUAUACAGAGACAGGAACGUCACCUUGAGCCUGAUAAGACGCGCUGAACGCGCCGGUUUCAAGGCGCUGGUGCUCACCAUCGACGCGCCGUUCUUUGGCGACAGACGCGCCGAUGUCAGAAACAAAUUCGCGUUGCCAAGUCACUUGAGAUUUGCGAAUUUUGAAGGUGAUUUGUCGCGGCGAAUAAAUUCCGCAAAAACCGGCUCUGGUCUACAUGAGUACGUUACCGCGAUGUUCGACGCAUCUCUCACCUGGGAUGACGUAAAGUGGCUCAAAAGAACCACAACUUUGCCGAUAAUUCUCAAGGGAAUUCUCACAGCGGAUGACGCUCUUUUGGCGGUGGAAAAUGGAGUCGACGGUAUUAUAGUUUCGAAUCACGGCGCGCGUCAAAUAGACAGCGUCCCGGCGACGAUUGAAGUUUUACCGGAAAUAAACAAAGCUGUGGGAGACAAGAUCGAGCUCUAUAUGGACGGUGGGGUGAGACAAGGUGUCGACGUGUUCAAAGCUCUAGCGCUGGGUGCAAAAAUGGUAUUUUUCGGAAGACCUAUGCUGUGGGGUUUGGCAUGCGACGGCGAGGAAGGUGCCAGGAAAAUUCUGGAACUUAUGAGACGAGAAAUCGAUCUAGCGUUUGCGUUAACCGGCAAGUUUCGGAGUUGUGCAACGGUAAAAGAUGUCACGCAAGAUAUGGUGAUUCACUCGUCGUACUACAGCCGUUUAUAGAACAAGAUUUUGCUUGGAUA
Messenger RNA from Pseudomyrmex gracilis, 7021 nucleotides. RefSeq names its product peroxisomal (S)-2-hydroxy-acid oxidase GLO1 (gene Hao). Gene Ontology annotation, molecular function: FMN binding; oxidoreductase activity. Lineage: Eukaryota; Metazoa; Arthropoda; Insecta; Hymenoptera; Formicidae. The transcript is spliced from 9 exons. The coding region runs from base 5889 to 7001 and encodes 370 amino acids. The record is from RefSeq and is a predicted model, not a curated record.